This is a messenger RNA of Cyprinodon tularosa, 9399 nucleotides long. RefSeq names its product zinc finger, FYVE domain containing 26 (gene zfyve26). The transcript is spliced from 43 exons. Gene Ontology annotation, biological process: double-strand break repair via homologous recombination; mitotic cytokinesis; regulation of cytokinesis. The coding region runs from base 172 to 7962 and encodes 2596 amino acids. Gene Ontology annotation, cellular component: centrosome; lysosomal membrane; midbody. Lineage: Eukaryota; Metazoa; Chordata; Actinopteri; Cyprinodontiformes; Cyprinodontidae. The record is from RefSeq and is a predicted model, not a curated record. Gene Ontology annotation, molecular function: phosphatidylinositol-3-phosphate binding; metal ion binding.
ACAUGACCUCCGUUAUGCAGCUAGCGUAGCAGCUUGAGAGGAAGCUGUGCCUCGUACACAAAAUACCUUGGUUUUCCUCAAAGAAAUGAGUGUUAAAAGCUCCAUAGUGCUGCUUGGUUUCUUUUCGGAGCCGUGACUGCAGAGUAGAGGCCUUUUUCAGCAGAGGCCACCAUGCAUCCCUUUGGCCGUGAAGCUGACGUUUCUCUUCAAGACCUCUUUGAGUAUUUCAAGAGUUGCCUGCAGCACGGAGAAUGGCAGCUGGCCAGCGCCUGUGUUUCACAGCUGGCCAACUCACCAGAAGGACUUUCUGGAAAAGUGCGAGAGAUAAUCAAAGCUAUAAUCUGCCAUCCUUACAAUUUAAAAUGGGCUUCUGUCGGCACUCCACACAAACUGGCUUGGUUUUGGCUGCAGGUCUUAGAGAAAUGGACUCAGGAUCAGGUUCCUUCUCACAUCAAACAUGAGCUGGAAUUUCUACUCCUUCUUGAGGAACUGGGGUCAGAGGGCAUCCCAGAGACUGUUCUCAAGGAAUUGCACCAGGCUUUCUUGGCAUUGCAGUCUGACCAAAGGCCGGCCCUUGCUGCUGUUGAGUCUUGCCUUCAAACCCUCCUGGAGAAGAAGAAACCAAGACUUGCUCACACUUUGGCACAUUUCCUGCAGGAUCCAUCGAGCACUGAAGGCCAAACACUGCAGCAUAAAUUUAUAAAAUACUUGAUGGGGAAGCUUGGAAAACCAGAGAGGAGAGCAGAGAAUGUGGAGCAGUGGGUGGAGGAGGUUUACUCCGUCCUGGCUCUCAUACCAUGCUCCAAUAAAGGUGAUCCACACCUGGAGGCGCUGUGCGAGGCGCUGUGGUCGGCCAGAGGAGGUCCGCUGAAAGAAGAGAGGAUCCUCAGCUGCUUGCUUCGACCUCGCUGUGACACUCUGGUCUCAGUGUACUGCUCCACCGCCGUGAGGCUGCAGAGAGACCGCCUUCUGAGAAAUGCACCGGACACACAGGUGGACCUACCAGAAGCUGAGAAGCUUGCCCUCAGUCUGUGUUGCUAUAACGACCGUCGUUCUGCUUGGAGGACCAUCUUUUUUGAGUGCCUUAGUAGUGGGAAGCAUUUUCUCGAGCAGGUUUUGGUCAGUGGACUGGACCUGAUGAAACAUGAAGAUUUUAGUGGAUUGAAAGUUUUACUGCAGCUGGAGUUUCGGCCGCUGUCUCGCCUGCUGCUGCUGCUGGGAUGGACGCAGUGUCGCAGCCUCAACUCUGCUCAGACCUUUGUUAACAUCCUCCACAAAGAGCAGGGUUCAGCCAAUGACUCGGUUCUUCAGCAUUUCUGUAAUCUGUUGUCAUCUCAACUUGGGGUUCUAGAGUGGUGCAAGAUCAACAAUCCGGGGGUAUCCAUGGAAGCGCUGCAAGCACAACUACAGACUCUGGACAAUCAUUCAGCUCUUUAUAUUCUGCACUCCUUGACUCCUUUGGCUGAGUAUGAAGAGCACAGGAUACUAGAUCUACUACAGCAACUGCCAAAUUCACCCGAAACAGAAAACGCGGUCAGUCAAAGUUCUGGUGUGCAGAGGAACAUUGUUUUGUUUCAGGGAUUCUGUGCCAUGAAGUAUGCAAUCUAUGCUCUGUGUGUGAACUUCCAUAAAUACUCCAAUUGUGCCGAGUGUGAGUCUAAGCAGCAUCACCAAGGAGCUGAAACGGACACAAACAGAACUUCAGCUUCCUCAGAAGGUUGCCAUUAUAUGUUUCAGCACUAUUUAUCAGAGUGUCAGUUGUACCUGGAGACUGUGCCUGCCAUGUUCCGCCUGGAGCUCCUGGAGAAUAUCUUCUCCCUUCUCUUUCUAUCCACCUCUGACUUUGUCCAACACUUACAAAAAGACUCCAGCUCCAACCCAAACACGGGUCAUGAGACUCAAUCCGAAAGCUUGUCGAGACCAACAGAAACAAAUGCGGAGGCGAGAAAAUCCAGCUCAGAUGAGGCUGAAAGCAGCAGCCAGGAAAGCCCUAAGCCUCGUCUUUGUUUAGCAGCAGCUCAUGGUGGACACUUGGACCUAAGCCACUGCCUUCAUGGCUGCAGAGGGUUUCUGGUAGAUGUCACUGCCAUGGAGGGUUUUUUAAAGCUGCUAAAAGAAGGAUUGGAGGGCAUGUGUGUGGUGGGUCAGCAGAAAGGACAGGAAGAGGGAAGAGCGCUGCCUCGGGAGGCUGAGGCAGUGGCGAGUCUGGGCUGUUCUGUAACGGCCGAGACGUUUGGAGCCCGCCUGCAGAGGUUAUCUAAACGCACCGCAGAGGCCCAGUGGAGGCUGCAAAUCAUCACCAGCAACCAGACCACUACAGAUGGUUCAGAAAGUCCCAUUCAGAUGUCAACAUAUAGUUCUACUGCUGCUACUCUGGGAUGCAGCAAAAGGUCAAGUGUGAGGAAGAGGAGGAAACCGGCGAGGCAACCUGCCGAGAGGCAAACUUCUGCAGAGAAACAUAACGGAGAAGUUAGCACAAGUGCAUCAGAUGGUGGUGGGGUGCCCCUGGCAGGGUGUGCGGAGCUGGAGCUUUGUCCGUGUGGAGGUUCUCACAGCUGGUUGGUUCCUGCCAUGUUGUCUCCUCCAGAAUCUCUGCUGAUUUCCUGCAUCCGUCGGGGAAACUUCAUGCAGGCACAUCAGGUGUCUUUAGUUUUUGACCUGGAGGGGGCUACCUGUUGUGGAGAGCUGGCCUUCAUGGAGCGCUAUAAAGAAGUUCUGGUGGAGUUGGUCCAAGUGGAGCAGAAGAUGGAAAGCCAGUCUAUGUCUUCCUCAUCGUCUUCCUCUGAGGGCUUGGGUUUAGCCGCGGCUCCAGGUGCAGGGAGAAGUCGGCUGGGCAGCAGUGGUCGCUCAACGUUGCAGGCUAUCGGUAGUGCCGCCGCAGCAGGAGUUGCUUUUUAUUCCAUCUCAGACAUUGCAGACCGCCUCCUCAGCACCCCUGCUCAUCCGCUGUCCUGCCUGGAGGAAGGAUACUGGAUGAGCUUCUGCUCCUCUGACACCUCCACCCUUCUGUACAAACUGCUUGAGGAGCUCAGCCCAGCAGCCAUGGCUGCUUUCGACCUAGCUUGUUGCCACUGCCAGCUCUGGAAAACAUCUCGGCAGCUUCUGGACACUGCGGAGCGCAGGCUCACCAGCAGCCUUGAAGCGCGGGGAGUAAGAACUGACUGUAAAGUGCCUCAUUCAGAAGGGAUCUGUGGAUUUCCAAUGGUGUUGCAGCAGAUCAACAAGAUUCUGAAUCAUUCAGCCACUCAUAAGCCUUCCAUCAAAACAGAGUCAGUCGGGGAGGACCAGGUGUUUUCCUUCCCAUUUGGUUGCUGCAUUCAGGAAGUGCUGCUCUCCUGCCACCCAACACUGAGUGAGGAGAGCAUUGCGGCCCGACUUAGUCUAACCCAACGUCUGGAGAACCCGCUACAAAUUCUGAGCGCUGCUGUCGAUCCGACUGAGGGCAGCGUGGACAGCAGUAUUUUGACACUGCUGGUUGAACAGGCGAGUCUGAAGCAGUCGGAGCUGGAUGCUAACCCUGUUCGUUCCAGCAUGAAGCAGCUCCUUCGUUCUCUGGACCAGCUUUGCCCCUUUGAGCCAGAAGGAGCCCUUGAAAGGCCAGAUUAUGUUCGCAGUUUCCUCGACUACAUCAACACACUGGCCUCUGUGUUGGUGCGAAGCCUCUCUUCAGAAGACCAAAGAAGUCAAGUGAAGCUUGGGAACCCCCUCCUGGUUUUGCGCCAAACUCCGUUUCAACUUGUCUCCCACCUUCUGUUUGACAGACAGGUCUCUCCUGACAGAGUUCUGUCGGUUCUGCAGCAGGAGGGGCUUCGGCUGAGCAUCCAGCAGGUCAUUGUUCAGAGAUGCUGCGAGGCUCUGCCUUUGUGGAGCUCCUGUCCGGCUGCUGAAGGAGACUCUGAUCAGGGGAAGAAAGCUGAUGUAGCCUUCAGUGUUGACAGUUUAUCUGUGCUGCUUCAAACACACGCUCAGGGUUAUAGCAACGCGCUGGGAAUGACCGAACCUCUGUCUGAUGUCAGCUCUGAGUCCGAAGCCUCAGCGGACGACCCCUUCUCUUCCCCAAUUAACCUUUCCACAUCACCACCAUCUCAGUCCUCCAUCUCUUCAUCCUCCUCAACCUCAUCGUCCUCAAACACCUUUCUCCUCACCGCUUCAGCCCUGUCUUUCCUUAAAUCUCGCUCUCCUAUUCUUGCCGCUCUGGCAUGUUUAAGCGCGUGUAAAGGAGAAAUGACACGUACAAAAUCAUCUGGGUUAUCUGGAUAUUUCCGCAGCGGCAAGAAGGAGGUUGUCCUCGACAGUGAGCAGAUUUCUCGAGAGGCGGACGGCCUCCUGAGGGAAUUUCCGAUUCUGAGGGCUUACCUCCAGACUAUGGUGGAACCUGUGCUGGGGAUCGCAUUAGGCGAGGAGGAGGAAGGGCCUGCUGGGCUGGGAGGUGCUAUCUGUGGGAAACCGCUCAUCGGUCUCCUGCUCUGUGGGCCUCAAGAAGAGGCGACUCAGGCACUGGCUGCCGAGGCCUUUAAAAAUGCUCUGGUGUCUAAAAACGUGGAGCGAGCCCUCAGUCUGCUGGAGCUGUACGGGCAGGGAGGCAGCCAGCAGAAGGAGCUCACAGACCACCUACUUGUCUGCGCUGCUUUAGAAGAGUCCGAAGGUGUUGGUCAGCUGUUCCGGGUGCAAGACGCUGACCUGCGAGCUCGCGUUGUUCUCCAGGCUCUUGAGCGGUGGCCUCUGUCAGACUGUCUGGAGCUGAUUGACUUUUGCCUUAAUGACCUAAACACACAAAGCUCUCUGAGAACAGACCUUGAGCUAAGGAGGACAGAAUUAGGCAUCUACCAAUGGAUGAUGACCUUGCGGCCCUCCUUACCUUGGAAAACUUGGCAGGAGCUGAGGACGGAAUCCAAAACUAACCCUGAGUCAAUGCUGUCGAUGAUCCUCGAGGCAAAAGAAUUUUCUCUUUGUAAGCAGUGGAUUGAACUCUUUCCCGUCUCUGAGCAGCUGAAGCGGCAGAUGCAGGCUGAGCAUCUGCUAUAUCUGCUGGAAAUGGAACAGAUGGAUGAAGCUCUUCAGCUACUUGAAGGCAUCCCAGAUGUUGCGGUGGGCCUCGAUGUUUGUGAGCACGCCCUGGAUCGGCGUCCUGGAUUGGCCGCUUGCCACUUCCUGGCUGACUACCUUACUCUUCAUUUCCAGAGACAGGUGUCUCCAGCGCGUCGUCGGCAUAUCCAUGCCCUUCACCUGGGCUCUAAGGUACUCCUGACUCUCCCCCCAGCCUCCAGGCAGGAGUAUUUCUCCCUGCUUUCAGAACCGCUGCUGAUGCUGGAGCAGCUGUUGAUGAAUCUGAAGGUAGAGUGGGCAGAGGUGGCGGUGAAAACCCUAAAGAGUCUGCUGGUUGGUCAGGAGGCUGGCUUCACCGCAGAAGACAUAGAUAAGCUUCUAGCAGAAUAUGCCUCCAAAGCUCUCGACUUCUCAUGUGCCCCCAAAGAGAGGUCUCGUUCAGACUCUGUGAUCAGCCUUCAGGAUGCGCUGCUGCAGUGCCCUGCUCAAGAGCUCAGUUCUCAGUCGUUCACCCGAAUUGACUCUCCAUCUUCUUCCUCAAACAGCAACCCUACGCACACCCUGUCUGCUAGCGGCUCGGAAAGGGAAAAGGAUCGAGGAUCAUCGGAGCGGCGCCAGCGUUCAUCUGCCAAGUUCCAGCCUCCGGACCAGCCCCCGGCCCAGAAGGACUGGGUCCCAGACACCAAGCACGGCACGUGCAUGGUCUGCCGGCGGGAGCGGUUCACCAUGUUCAACAGACGGCAUCACUGCCGGCGAUGUGGCCGCCUGGUUUGCAGCACAUGCUCAGAGCAUAAGAUGCUGGUGGAUGGAUGUCCAGGAGAGGAAGUCAGAGUCUGUGACCAGUGUUACGUCUACUUUCACCCAGCUUCUGAGGAUGAAUCCGAUUCUGCUGAAAUUAUCGGAAGCCCAGUCGUCUCUCAGGAAGCUCUGGAUGGGAUGCUGCAUCUACCUGAAGUGGUCCACCGACAGUUCAGUCUGAGCACAGACCCCGCUGAGAACCAGCUGCUGCGGACUGGCUUCUACUAUGAGCAGGCUCCCAGCGCACACCUCUGUGUGGCCAUUUUGUCUCUGCACAGCGACCAAGCUGCCUGCGGCCACCAGCUCAUCAACCACUGCCGCUCUCUGUCCCGUAAACUAACCAACCCAGAGGUGGACGCCUGCCUGCUCACUGACAUCAUGCGGCGGCUACUUUUCAGCGCCAAGUUGAUGUUCGUUAAAGUCGGUCAGAGCCACAACCUGGCUUUAUGCGACAGUUACAUCAGUAAAGUAGAUGUGCUCAAGAUUUUGGUGACGGCCAAUUACAAAUAUAUUCCCUCUCUGGACGACAUCCUGGAGACGGCUGCCGUCACACGUCUGCGCAAUCAGCUGCUGGAGGCAGAGCACUACCAGCUAGCCGUGGAGGUGUCGACGAAGAGCGGCCUGGAUCCUGGUGGUGUAUGGCAGGCGUGGGCUCUGGCAUCUCUGAAGGCUGGGAACCUUUCAGGAGCGAGGGAGAAGUUUGGCCGCUGCCUCAAGGCUCCGGUGGACCAAAACCAGCUCAAACUGGAGCCCCCGUUGCUGCAGGAGGUCGUCCAUCACCUUGAGACAACUGGACGGCCCGCCAACGCCAAGGUGAACAGGUCUUAUGGUGAAGACAUUAUGGCGUCGCUUCGAGAGCUGGAGGACGCUCUAAACGAGGUAGUUCCUGCAGAGCGACAAGAGGUACCCAUUCAGAACAGCUACCUCUUCCAAGAGUGCCUUUAUUAUUUGAAGACAUAUGGCCCUCACCUCGCCGUCAUCAGCUUCUACAUGCGCCAUAACUGUGAAACUGAGGCCCUGAAUUAUCUUCUAGGGAAGGAGUGUCCUGACGAGGUGUUUCUAGAGGGGGUGCUGCAACCCUGUUUGGAAAGAGGAAACUUCAGCAUGCUGCAAGGUAUUAUGGUAAAACUGGACCCCAGCCUAGACUCGUGCAGCCGCUAUCUAAUUGCUGCAUGCCAGUUCCUGCAGCGGAAAGGAUACUAUCACUGCUUAUACCAGCUGCAGAAGUUCAUGACGGACCACGUCCGCGCUGCCAUGACCUGCAUUCGCUUCUUCACUGUUGGAGCAAGCUCGUACAUACAGCUGGGAGAGCAGCAGCGCUGGUUGGCUAGAGCUAAAGAGCACCUGAAGACAUACCUGCAGGAGCAGCAAAGCCGAGGUGCAGGAAGGAGAAAACCAUCCGUCACCUCCUUUAGAAAGACCAUGUCAUCCAGUGAUGUGUCCAGGCACAUGAAUACAAUCGAGCUCCAGCUGGAGGUGACCCGUUUCCUGCAUCGCUGUGAGACGGCGUCGUCCUCCGGUGCCCCGGCGGCCAUCAAACCGCACUCUAAGUCUUCCAAUUCACCACCAACACUGUUUGGUGGAAGCCCUAUGAAGAUUGAGGUCGCCUGCAAGGUGAUGCUUGGAGGAAAAAACAUUGAAGAAGGGUUUGGCAUUGCUUACAGAGUCAUACAGGACUUUCAGCUGGAGGCCCAGGCCGUCUACACCCGAGCAGGUCACAGACUUGUCCGACAGAGGCAGUAUGGAGCUGUGAAGCAGCUCCUGAAAUGCGUCUGCGAGUCAGGCACGGCCACCAGGCAUGACUGCGACGCCCUCAUCCUCAGCUGUGUCUCUAUUGCAGAUAAGGGACCUGCAGAUGCCAAGGAACUGGAAACCCUCAUCUUGGAGAUAAAGAGCACAGAAACAAAGAUCAAAGCCUACCUGCUGUGCAGUAAACUGAGGCCAGCGUACCUGCUGGCUGUAAAGCUUGACCCUGGCCGGGCGGGCCCAUUGGUCCAGGACGUCCUGCAAGCAGCUGAAGGAGCACAGGACUCUGUGAUGCAGAACAUCUGUCGCCAGUGGCUCUCCGAACACAGCAAGUCCCCUCAGCAACGUCAGAGCCGGCCCACUGCAAGGUAAGGGGCAUAGCUGGAGUAGCAACAGAAAACUGGACUUGAAGAGAAAGGAGCCUCUGAAGAAGUUCAGGUGAAUUAACACAGUAUUGGACAAUAAAGGAUUUGCACACUUUGCGUUUGAAACACAGCAACAGUAUCCCCCUACCUGCUUAUUUCUAUCUCCAAAAAGUGGAAAACUGCUGCAGUUAUGCCUUAAAACCAAUUCUCCACCACCACCAACCACAGCUGUGAAGAAUCCACCCAAAGAUACUGGUACACUGUGAUCAGAGAACCUGAUACUGUCCUAAUCUGCAAGUUUUCCCCGGAGCUAAAUAUGAAAAUUGCACAAAGUGCAAAGACUCUAUUUAAAACCCUGACGCUGCAUCAGCUGAACUCAUUGCCACUUGAUGACUUGGGCUUCCACAGACAACAUGGUGUAGAUUUGUGUUAAACAGGAAGAACUUUCAUUUAAUAUAACCUGAGUUUCCCAGCAACCCAAAGAGAACCCGUCUGUGCAUCAGGUUGACAUUAUGCAGUCCUUUUCCUUUCUAACACCAACAUAACUGACACAGAUUUCUGACUUUGUCUCUUUUGUUUAAUUUACUGACAAUUCACACAUAAUCGUAGCAACUUUUUUUUAGAUAACUAAAACAACCCAGUUUUAUUUCACAAAAGCGUCUGCUAGUGAGUUAGCAAAAACAUCACACUGACUCAAAGUUUAAGAGGUCAUUAGUAUAGACCCUGCUUUCACUGAAGUCCAUCCUUCGCAAAAGCUGUGAAUCACCACUGUGCUUUAUGGCAGUUUUGGAAAGACGUCACCACUUUACAGCAUAAAAAAGGAAAAAAUAAAAAGCACUAUGAGGGUACCGAACUGAAACACACACUAAUUUAUGUUGAUGUGUUUGUCUUCUACCUCAGCCUAAAGGGAAAAGACUCCUCUGAUAAAUGUUACCUGUUUAUUGCCCUUAUUGUCUCUGCUUUGUUUUUUUUUUAUUAUAAUGUUUUUGGUAAAAGUGUUACAAACCCAACAACCAACUUUGCUUUUUUGACGUUUCUAUCCCAGUGUUUACCUGUACAGAACAUGUUUAAACCAAUUUUCAGUACAUUUAUAAAGGAAAAUGCAGGUAUUUGAUGAAGCUAUUAGGUUAUAAGGAGUUAAUAUACCUGUAGCAGAUCCCACUCCCCAUUUAGAUUGAUGUGGAGGCGAAGGUUAACCUGGGGGCAAAUUAUACCAUUUUAAAACAUCUUCAUCUCCAAAACCUUGUAGUAAAACAAUGUUUUAUAAACCUUUAAACUCUUUCCAGGUUUGUAUUUAAACUUUUGUUUACAUAGGCAGGAAGUGGUGCAUCAUCCAUGAUCUUCCUCUUGGAAACAUACACUAAAACAGAGAAUGUAGUUUUUUUUUUUCCCCAUUCAAAAUAACCAACUAAUGUAGAAGUAAACAUAUGUAAAAAGUAAAAAG